Messenger RNA from Culex pipiens pallens (northern house mosquito), 1424 nucleotides. It is a transcript of the gene Six4, whose product is annotated as homeobox protein six1b. The transcript is spliced from 4 exons. Lineage: Eukaryota; Metazoa; Arthropoda; Insecta; Diptera; Culicidae. Gene Ontology annotation, molecular function: DNA-binding transcription factor activity, RNA polymerase II-specific; RNA polymerase II cis-regulatory region sequence-specific DNA binding. The record is from RefSeq and is a predicted model, not a curated record. Gene Ontology annotation, cellular component: transcription regulator complex; nucleus. Gene Ontology annotation, biological process: regulation of transcription by RNA polymerase II. The coding region runs from base 193 to 1194 and encodes 333 amino acids.
GCCAGCCUUGAUUUAGUUAGGGUCUGGCACUUGAGUGAGACAGAUGCAAGUGGGUGUCGGUGAAAGAAGUGAAAAUUGAGCAUAAAAUCGUUCCACUAGAUUAUUCUUAAGGGCUAAGAAGUGUUAAGUGAUAAAAAUUAAAUUUUAUAUUUGAGAGUGCAGAUAUUUCGCCAAAUUGUUGUGCCAUAACAAAUGGAUACCACUGGAUUAUCACCAUUAGCCGAUUUGGAUUCUAACUCUGGAGGAUCAGACGGCAUAAGUUUUGGACCCAAUCAAAACUUGUUUAAUACUCAAAACGGUUAUCGAGACACAGGAAAUUCCAUCAAAACUCUAUUUUUUUCUGACAAACUACAAGAGUUCACCGACAAAGAAUAUGAACGUAAAUGUAAUGAAAAUACUUACCCAAUAAAAGUUCAAACUCAGUCUGAGGGUUCUUAUUACUUGAAUAAGACUAUAGGUGCACAAGAAAACAGUUCAAGUUCAUUUCUUAAUAAUUUUCAACCGCAAACCAACAGUGAGGAUGUAGAUAGAAAGUUUCUGAAUUUUAAUCCUGAACAAAUUCAAUGCAUGUGUGAAGCUCUGCAGCAACAAGGUGAUGUCGAAAAGCUUACAUCUUUUUUGUGGAGUAUUCCACAGAAUGAGAUCAUCAGCAACAAUGAAAGUUUGCUCAGAGCCCGAUGUCUCGUGGCUUAUCAUCGAGGAUCAUUUCAUGAGCUCUAUGCGUUAUUAGAAUCUCAUUUUUAUUCCCCCAAACACCACUCGGAUCUGCAAAACUUAUGGUUUAAAGCUCAUUACCGUGAGGCUGAGAAAGUCAGAGGAAGGCCCUUGGGUGCUGUAGAUAAAUAUAGAUUACGAAAAAAGUACCCCUUACCAAAAACUAUUUGGGACGGCGAAGAAACAGUUUACUGCUUCAAAGAAAAAAGUCGCAACGCGUUGAAAGACUGCUACACACGGAAUCGAUACCCAACACCAGAUGAGAAGAAAACCCUAGCCAAAAAAACAGGACUCACACUGACCCAAGUGUCCAACUGGUUUAAGAAUCGAAGACAACGCGACAGGACGCCACAAGCAAGGCCUGAUAUGAUGCUGCCGGUUCUACCAGUUGCUCCAACGCAGGAUUAUCAAAGACUAUUCAACGUUGCUAAUUACGGUGGACACGCGUAUCACACAAAUGACAUGUAUGCGGUCCAGUAAAAAUAGCUGUCAGAUUCAAACGAAUUAUGAAAACCAGUUUGUUAAUACCAGAGAACUUAAAACGUAUAAAUUAUCGUCGUCAGUGUUUAAACCCAUUUAUAGAAAUCAAUUUUAAGUAUGGGUAAAUAAAAACUAAAUACAAAGAAACAUGUGAUAGGUUAGCUUUAAGGCUAAUUACUUAACGACAAACUAUUGUCCUUACAUAAGUUAAUAAAUGUAUUAAAGGGAAA